CUAUGCUCAAGCAUCGAUUGCGUGAUAUGAUAGGCUUAUUCGAUCUACCUAUCAAUAAACUAUCCGUCCUAUCCAUUGCGCAUCCAAUGGUUUUCCCCGCAAGACGCUAUAUACCCGAGCCUACAAGAACUACCAGCCUCGGUACUCUUCUAAUCCUUGCUUCAGCUUGUGUAACGGUACGCCACCUACUAUUGCACAUGCCCUGGACUGGCAUCCAUGUGAUUGGCAUGGAUGAAGGACGUCAGAGAUGAUACAGGGGGGGUUCCACGGUAUGCAUCUUGAGUA
Molecule: messenger RNA, 285 nt
Organism: Bipolaris sorokiniana ND90Pr
Lineage: Eukaryota; Fungi; Ascomycota; Dothideomycetes; Pleosporales; Pleosporaceae
Exons: 1
Source: RefSeq, a predicted model, not a curated record